GAGGGAGCUAACGGGGGCAGUCACUCCCAUCCCAACGGUAGUAUGUCUGGGGGCAGAAGAGGAGGACGGAACCAUUCAUUCUUCUGUGGUUCCCGGAGAAAACGUGGAGGAUCAAGAAGAGCUACUAAAGGGGGAAAAAAAAUAACAGUUCAAAUCAAACCCGAGACUUAAACUGCAGGAGGAAGACACACAUAAAGACCCUGCUGGACUUCAGAGGCGCUGCUUCAAAAAAAAUCGCACCGCCAGCAGUUACACAUUUCAGCGUGAGAAAAAAAACAGGAGAGUCAGGUGCGAUAAGAUGUUGUGAGGAGUUGAAAGAUUUGGAUCGUUUGGAUUUAACUGAAGACUUUGUCUCUUCGUCCACACGAGAGGUGUGUCUGAUGUGACGCCAGCGGGCUGGCUCAGGGAACACAACUUCAAUACAAUGUAGACACCGAAAACCAGACAGAAUAAGAGCCUGAAGACCGAGUCGACCGAAGGAGGGUGAGUUGAAGGAGGAGGAAGAACAGCUGUGCUGAAACGACACCGGAAGAAGAUAAGAAGUGAAAGGAGCAGAGAGGAAAAAGGGGGAAGCAGCAGACUGUGAAUCAUUGACCAGAACCUUGUGUGUACAGCGUUGUCACUCACUCCUUCCCGAGAAGUGUUCACUUGCUCUCACAUCUCCGCCGGAGAAGAAUCCCAACCACCGGCUCUCGGCCUUUGGAGGGGCCUCCCGCUCUACCUGUCCACCUCUCAGCAGCGUUGAAAUCUGAGCAGAGAGAGAGACUCCAGCCACCGUCAGCAUGUGCCAUGUCAUUGUCACCUGCCGCUCCAUGCUGUGGACUCUGCUGAGUAUUGUGACCGCGUUCGGAGAGCUCAUCGCCUUCAUGAGCACUGACUGGCUGGUGGGAUUCCCCCGCACACCCGAUGCUGUCUUCAGCCCCCAUGGGGCCACCGCAGCCGGAGAGGCCUACAGGCCCACUUUAGGCAUCUACGGCCGCUGUAUAAAACUGCCCCACCUGAAGCGUGGAAUACUGUGUGGACCGUACGCGAUACACUUUGGGGAGAUUGCCAGCGGGUUCUGGCAGGCAACUUCUAUCUUCCUGGCGGCAGGGAUCCUGCUGCUGUGUGCCGUGGCGUUCAUCUCGGUCUUCACCAUGUGCUUCCAGAGCAUCAUGAAGAAGAGCAUCUUCAACGUGUGUGGACUGCUGCAAGGGAUCGCAGGUCUGUUCCUGAUCCUGGGUCUGAUGCUGUACCCCGCUGGCUGGGGUUCAGACAAGGUCCAGCUGUACUGCGGUCCCGACGCGGCUCCGUACCGGGCCGGGCUCUGCUCCAUGGGCUGGGCCUUCUACACCGCCAUGGGCGGCACCGUGCUCACCUUCAUCUGCGCGGUCUUCUCCGCACAGGCCGAGAUCGCCACCUCCAGCGACAAGGUCCAGGAGGAGAUCGAGGAGGGGAAAAGCCUCAUCUGCCUCCUCUGAGGCCCAGAUACUUUAGUCCUGUUUGGAAAAGAAGAAGAAGAAGAAGAACCACCUGCCUUCUGUCUUUUCCCAUAAGACUGGCCUGUGAAAUGGAGGCCCCUGCGUUGUUUACCACUAAAACUGUCUGUUUGUCUGUCGCUGUUUUGUGUUCAUGUGGGAGAAAUCUACAAGUGCCAAGUUUUUUCUCAGUGUUUGUCUUUGUCUUUCAGCAACGAGAGGUGCUGUGUCUGUUAUUGUAUUCACGUUUAACAAUGUGGACGCCCAGAGAGGCUUUGUCUGUCGCCACUUGUUCUGUAAAUAAGUGUGAUUAUAUAUAUUUUGUACAUAGUUAUGAUGAUCGCAGAAUGAUCGGUCGGCUCGAUCCAGGCUUGGCUGAUGAUGUCACUCUUGCCUUAAAAACACUGGUGUUUUUGUCACCAGACUACAACCAGCUAAACCUGGAUCUGUUAACUGUUUGCCACGUGUGGGUAUAAACUCAACAAGGGAACCACUACUCAGUCAGAAUAAACUACUCGCAGAACAAAAUGGCUUUAUUUUUUUUUUUUAAAGCUUACAGAAUGUACUGUCAUUUGAAUGAUUUAAUGUGUUUGCAGACCCUUGAAAUGUAUCAAUGGAAAAUUAUCUCCACGCAGACUGCGCGAGGAUGUGCAGAGUGAAGCUCUGUGGUGCCUUCUCGUUUGUCCCCUCUCCCGAAAUGAAGUGAGCUUAAUCCUAGCCUGAGCGGAGAGCUGACCUGUGAAAGGGUCUGUGCCUGGUCCUCGUUCAGCAGACCUCCUGGAUCUGUGCACAAAGACAUGGACAAUGAAUGCUGAGGACACAUGCAGUACAUGAAGUAUUGUUAUUGUUAUUAGUAAUGUCUGGUUUCAGGGAGUCUGCCGAGUCCUAGAUGGUGUCCUAUCUGUUCCCAUGUGUCUGUUCUACCGAAAGAAUAAAGAGAA
This is a messenger RNA of Perca flavescens (yellow perch), 2398 nucleotides long. It is a transcript of the gene lhfpl2a, whose product is annotated as LHFPL tetraspan subfamily member 2a. The transcript has 5 exons. The coding region runs from base 783 to 1460 and encodes 225 amino acids. The record is from RefSeq and is a predicted model, not a curated record. Lineage: Eukaryota; Metazoa; Chordata; Actinopteri; Perciformes; Percidae. Gene Ontology annotation, cellular component: membrane.